This is a messenger RNA of Adineta ricciae, 1434 nucleotides long. The record is from the annotation of a GenBank genome assembly. Lineage: Eukaryota; Metazoa; Rotifera; Eurotatoria; Adinetida; Adinetidae.
AUGAAUUCAACGAAAGUUACAACACACGACACAGGCGAUAAUGCCUGGAUGAUGACAUCCGCUGCAUUAGUUCUUCUAAUGACACCAGCUCUGGCUUUCUUCUAUGGCGGUUUGGUUGAUCGCAAAAAUAUUCUAAAUCAACUGUUUCUCUCAUUCAUCUGCAUGGGCAUCGUAUUUGUACAAUGGGUACUAUUUGGCUUUUCCUUUGCAUUUGGGCCCGAAUUGAAAUUUGGAAUCGAAUCGUGGAAAUGGUUUGCAUUGAGAUUUGGUGAAGGUGAUAAUGCCAUAUAUAGUCCAACAUAUCCAUUAUUAACAUUUGCUAUGUACCAAGCUACGUUUGCUAUUAUCACACCAGCAUUAAUUUCCGGUGCCAUAGUUGGCCGAAUGAAACUCAUUCCUUACAUGCUGUUCAUCUUCAUCUGGUCGACAGUCUGCUACGAUCCAAUGGCACACUGGGUAUGGAGCAGUAAGGGAUGGUUGAAACAUCUCGGUACACUUGAUUUUGCUGGUGGUACCGUUGUACACGUCUUAUCGGGCGUAUCGGGUCUAGUAGCAGCAAUUAUUCUGGGUAAACGAUCUGAUUAUGAUCCUCGAAGUACUGCUGCUCACAAUCUUCCAUUCACCAUCUUGGGAACUGGUCUUCUCUGGAUAGGAUGGUCGGGUUUCAAUGGCGGUUCAGCUAACUCAGCCGAUGGUAUAGCUGCUCUAGCAUUAGUCAAUACAAAUGCUGCCGCGGCAGCUGGCCUGGUCACGUGGGUAGUAAUUGAUGCUAUUCGUGGACACGUCUCAAUAUCUGGUGCUUGUGUUGGACCCAUUGUAGGUCUCGUUGCUGUAACACCAGCGUGCGGAUUUAUUCAAACAGGAUGGGCGUUAUUUUUCGGGGUGACUGCCACAUGUAUCAUCUAUUCUCUUUUAUUACUUAAGCAUUAUAUGCGUUUUGAUGAUACUUUGGAUGUUGCAGUUGUUCAUGGUGGAGGUGGCAUCUUGGGUGCGUUCAUGACUGGUCUAUUCUCUCAACAAAAAGUCAAUCCAGCAGCUGCUUUCGAUGGCGCAUUCUAUGGUCGACCAAUUCAGCUAUGGUAUCAAAUUGUCGGUAUUCUCAUAGCAAUCGUUUUUGCUGUUGUAUGCACUGCUGGAAUUCUCUAUCCAUUAGAUUGGAUCAUUGGUAUUCGUUUAGCGAAAGAAGAUGAACUAGAAGGACUUGAUUUAACUGCACACGGUGAAUGUUGGGAAGUGGCAGCAUCGCGUGCUGUUGGUGAUUUAGUCAAGCAAAUUCUCGACGAGCAAGGUGUUAACAAAGGACAAUUAGAAGACAAUGGUUCGUUCGAAUUGCAUUAUACACCUUCUGACGCAAAUCGGAAAUCGUUUACUGUUCCUGUAACAACGCGACCAACAACAAUCGAGUGUGAAAGUGAUGAUCGACAUUGGAAAUGA